AUGGCCCGAGACCGCCUACCGUACGAUGGAGGACAGACAGCCUUGCUUGACGAGGGCUCGGAUAGUUUUGGACCAUCUCCAAGCAUGCCUAGCUAUUCCGGAGAUUCGGAUAGAGGCGAGGUCAUUGCAGCCGACCUGGGGCCAAUGUUGCUUCCAUCCUGGAACUUCCAGGACACGCCUAAUCCUCCUACAACGCCCGGGGCACUGGGUCCACAAGAAGCAUGCCUCAUUCGUUGUUUCGCACAAGAUUUGGCCACAACAUUCGAUACCACGGACAGAACCGGCCAUUUCGCUACACAUCUUCCUUUGCGGGCUUUGAAGAAUUCCUUAGUCCUCAACGCUAUCUGCGGAAUCUCAGCUCAAUACCUACUACGCAUGUCCACGAAGUCAUCGUCACCGGGUGUUAUCGAGUUUCAAGGGACAAAGCUCCCACAUCUCACGGAGGAGUCAGUGAUACAGUACCAGAGCACUUGCAUUAAUCUUCUAAUUGAUGCUUCUGCCGACCCAGAGGGGAACGCAGACGGCGACAUACUAUCAGCGAUUACCAUCCUCCGAUUCCACGAACAAAACGAUGUUUUGAUGACCGGGUCGGACUUUGAAGUCUUUCAGCGAGCGGUUCAACAUAACUUUGAGACGCAGUUCGCCCAAGGCCGCGGGUUGGGACAGGUUUUACCCAGCCUUUUCACCUCCCUUCCCAUCUUUCAACCAAGCCAUCUGUCGGCGAAUAUUGCCGCAUUCCUAGUAGCCCUUCGGAUGGAGAUUUGGGCUGUGCUGCUGUAUCAGCGUCCCAUGAGAUUGCCACUCCCAUCGUUCAAGGACUGCCGACAUGUCGACGAUGGCGAGGUGGAUGACGAUUAUCUAUGGACCAGAAGAGUCCUCGUAUGGUGCGCACACGUACUAAAGCUUCAUUUCGGUAGCGAUGGGUUCGAGGUGAGCGAUGACGGCUACGCGAGCGCAUCGGAGCUGUGGGGCGCGCUUAAGGCUUUCGAGUUCGAUUGGGACACGCGACCACCUCCCUGCUUCCAGCCCCUCUAUUUCCGGGAAAACGCGCCAGAACAGGGACGCUAUUUCCCCGAGUUGUGGUUGGCCAACCCAUGCCAAGUCAUGGCUCUCCAACACAUCGAGUUCGGGCGGAUGAUGCUAGCUAGCCACGAGGCACAGCUGCAGAAUCGGAGGCUAGGGGGCGGUGAGCUCGCCUCCCAGGCUUCCGAGGCGCUUUUCUUGCAUUCCAUGAGAACUAUCUGUGGACUUGCGGCAUGCCACUCAGAUCGACAUGAGGCCCUUACGGGCGCUGCUGUGGCGAUUUCCAUGUGCGGCAAGUACGUACGCGAUUCUAGGGAGCGCGCAGCUUUGAUGUCGAUCCUCAACAAGCUCAGGAACGAUUUCGCUUGGAAUAUCAGUCACGCUGUGAAUGCGCUUAGCGAUGGGGCUGGGGGUGCGACCCAAGGUGAGAUACGUACAUAG
Messenger RNA from Alternaria atra, 1464 nucleotides. RefSeq lists its product as uncharacterized. Gene Ontology annotation, molecular function: DNA-binding transcription factor activity; transcription cis-regulatory region binding. Gene Ontology annotation, cellular component: nucleus. The transcript has 3 exons. The record is from RefSeq and is a predicted model, not a curated record. Gene Ontology annotation, biological process: positive regulation of transcription by RNA polymerase II. Lineage: Eukaryota; Fungi; Ascomycota; Dothideomycetes; Pleosporales; Pleosporaceae. The coding region runs from base 1 to 1464 and encodes 487 amino acids.